AGUCUUCCUUCGCCUGCCUUUCAGAGCCCAGCUGCCCCCACCCCAAGCACCAUGUGGCUACAUGGUGAGUUUUCCCUCGCACAGGCCGAACAGGGUUUCUGCCAAACGUAAUUUAUCUGGCAAAAGAGGCCAGUGUUUGCCUGUCAUCUGGCCCCCUCCCUACCUGCUCUCCCUGGGUCUUCCUGGCCUCAGCCCCUCUGGGCCAGCCAGGCGGGUGUAGGACUGCCCAGCCAGUGCCGGCCCCACCACCGGGAGCCCCAGGGCCUGGUUGGAAGAACAGACUUGCAGAGCCACUGUCAGGAGCCCCAGCAUCCAGGCCCCCCAGGAUGAUGGGCUGGGGGCCCCCACAACUUGAUACAGCCAGAGCUGCCUUGGUGUGUCACAGGGACCCCCAGGGAAGCCCUCAGAUACACCAGCUAACAGAGACAGCAGCAGCAUGAGCCGGGCCAGGCGAGCUGCGUGAAUGAGUUGCUAGGCUUUUGUGCUGGCUGCUCUUUGUAUUGGAGGCGUGUACACUACAAGCCGCGCCGGGCGGGCUGGGCCAUGUGAGUGAGGGCCGCCGUGGCAGGGACCAGGGCGGGCCGAAGCAGCCGGUUCUCCACCUCCCACCAGCCCCUCUCCGUGUCUCCGCGGAGACGUUACUGUGGUCCAGCUGGAGACCAAAAGGUGAAAAUGCUCAAGUUCAAGGCCUUUUGCCUGGAUUACUGGCAGUUCCUGUGCCUACAGCCCCUGCAUGGAGCCUACAAAAGCGUCGAGGGCGAGGCCCCCAGCAGUGAGACUGGCACGUCCCUGGACAGCCCCUCGGCCUACCCCCAGGGCCCCUUGGUGCCCGGUUCCAGCCUGAGCCCGGAUCACUACGAGCACACAUCAGUGGGAGCCUAUGGGCUGUACUCGGGGCCGCCGGGGCAACAGCAGCGCACGCGGAGGCCCAAGCUGCAGCACUCGACCUCCAUCCUGCGCAAGCAGGCCGAGGAGGAGGCCAUCAAGCGCUCACGCUCACUCUCUGAGAGCUAUGAGCUCUCCUCAGACCUGCAGGACAAGCAGGUGGAGAUGCUAGAACGAAAGUAUGGGGGGCGCCUGGUAACCCGCCAUGCAGCCCGCACCAUCCAGACGGCGUUUCGCCAGUACCAGAUGAACAAGAACUUCGAGCGCUUGCGCAGCUCCAUGUCAGAGAACCGCAUGUCACGCCGGAUUGUGCUGUCCAACAUGAGGAUGCAGUUCUCCUUUGAGGGGCCUGAGAAAGUGCACAGCUCCUACUUCGAGGGGAAGCAGGUCUCAGUGACUAACGACGGCUCCCAGCUGGGAGCCCUGGUGCCCCCUGAGUGUGGUGACCUCAGCGAGCCAACCACCCUCAAGUCUCCGGCCCCCUCCAGCGACUUUGCGGACGCCAUCACCGAGCUGGAGGACGCCUUCUCUAGGCAAGUGAAAUCACUGGCCGAGUCCAUCGACGAUGCCCUCAAUUGCCGCAGCCUGCACACUGAGGAGGCACCGGCCCUGGAUGCGGCGCGGGCCCGGGACACCGAACCCCAGACAGCCCUGCACAGCAUGGACCACCGCAAACUGGAUGAGAUGACGGCCUCGUACAGUGAUGUCACCCUGUACAUCGAUGAGGAGGAGCUGUCGCCCCCUCUGCCCCUCUCGCAGGCAGGGGACCGGCCAUCCAGCACUGAGUCGGACCUGCGGCUACGGGCUGGGGGUGCAGCCCCAGACUACUGGGCCCUGGCCCACAAAGAGGACAAGGCCGACACGGACACGAGCUGCCGGAGCACACCGUCACUGGAGCGGCAGGAGCAGCGGCUGCGGGUGGAGCAUCUCCCGCUGCUCACCAUCGAACCACCCAGCGACAGCUCUGUGGACCUCAGUGACCGCUCAGAGCGGGGCUCGCUCAAGAGGCAGAGUGCUUACGAGCGCAGCCUCGGCGGGCAGCAGGGCAGCCCCAAGCAUGGUCCCCACAGCAGCGCCCCCAAGAGCCUCCCCCGGGAGGAGCCUGAGUUGCGGCCCCGGCCCCCCAGGCCCCUGGACAGCCACUUGGCCAUCAAUGGCUCAGCCAACCGGCAGAGCAAGUCUGAGUCGGACUACUCAGACGGUGACAAUGACAGCAUCAACAGCACGUCCAACUCCAACGACACCAUCAACUGCAGCUCCGAGUCAUCGUCCCGUGACAGCCUGCGGGAGCAGACGCUAAGCAAGCAGACCUACCACAAGGAGGCCCGCAACAGCUGGGACUCGCCUGCCUUUAGCAACGAUGUCAUCCGCAAGAGGCACUACCGCAUCGGCCUGAACCUCUUCAACAAGAAGCCUGAGAAGGGAGUCCAGUACCUCAUCGAGCGUGGCUUUGUGCCCGACACGCCCGUCGGGGUGGCCCACUUCCUGCUGCAGCGCAAGGGCCUCAGCCGGCAGAUGAUCGGCGAGUUCCUGGGCAACCGGCAGAAGCAGUUCAACCGCGACGUGCUCGACUGCGUGGUGGACGAGAUGGACUUCUCUGCCAUGGAGCUGGACGAGGCCCUCAGGAAAUUCCAGGCACACAUCCGUGUCCAAGGGGAGGCUCAGAAAGUGGAGCGGCUCAUCGAGGCAUUCAGCCAGCGCUACUGCAUCUGCAACCCUGGGGUGGUGCGGCAGUUCCGGAACCCAGACACCAUUUUCAUCCUGGCCUUCGCCAUCAUCCUGCUGAACACCGACAUGUACAGCCCCAAUGUCAAGCCCGAGCGGAAAAUGAAGCUGGAGGACUUCAUCAAGAACCUCCGAGGUGUGGACGAUGGUGAGGACAUUCCCCGUGAGAUGCUGAUCGGGAUCUAUGAACGGAUCCGCAAGCGAGAGCUGAAGACCAAUGAGGACCAUGUGUCCCAGGUGCAGAAGGUGGAGAAGCUCAUUGUGGGGAAGAAGCCGAUCGGAUCCCUGCAUCCUGGGCUCGGCUGUGUGCUCUCUCUGCCCCACCGUCGGUUGGUCUGUUACUGCCGGCUCUUUGAGGUUCCAGACCCAAACAAGCCCCAGAAACUCGGACUACACCAGCGAGAAAUCUUCCUGUUCAACGACCUCCUGGUGGUCACCAAGAUCUUCCAGAAGAAGAAGAACUCGGUGACGUACAGCUUCCGACAGUCCUUCUCCUUGUAUGGCAUGCAGGUCCUGCUCUUCGAGAACCAGUACUAUCCCAAUGGCAUCCGGCUCACCUCAUCUGUCCCCGGAGCAGACAUCAAAGUGUUAAUAAACUUCAACGCCCCCAACCCUCAAGACCGGAAGAAAUUCACCGAUGACCUGCGGGAGUCCAUUGCAGAAGUCCAAGAGAUGGAGAAGCACAGGAUAGAGUCGGAGCUCGAGAAGCAGAAAGGCGUCGUGCGGCCCAGCAUGUCCCAGUGCUCCAGCCUCAAAAAGGAAUCCGGCAAUGGAACACUGAGCCGGGCCUGCCUGGACGACAGCUACGCCAGUGGUGAGGGCCUCAAGCGCAGUGCCCUCAGCAGCUCCCUGCGGGACCUCUCGGAAGCCGGGAAGCGAGGGCGUCGCAGCAGUGCGGGAUCGCUAGAGAGCAAUGUGGAAGGGUCCAUCAUUAGCAGUCCUCACAUGCGCCGGAGAGCUACAUCAACACGAGAGUGUCCAUCUCGCCCACACCAGACUAUGCCCAACUCAUCUUCCCUCCUGGGCUCCUUAUUCGGGAGCAAGAGAGGGAAGCCCCCUCCCCAGGCCCACCUGCCCUCAGCCCCAGCCCCGCCACCCCCCCACCCACCGGUGGUCCUGCCUCACCUGCAGCACUCUGUGGCUGGCCACCACCUGGGGCCCCCAGAGGGGCUGCCGCAGGCCCCCGUGCACGGGCAUCACACCCAGUACUGCCACAUGCAGCAGAACCCUCCCCCGUACCACCACCACCACCACCACCACCCACCCCAGCACAUCCAGCACGCACACCAGUACCACCAUGGCCCCCACGGGGGCCACCCAGCCUACGGGGCCCACGCCCACGGCCAUCCACCGCUGUCCUCGGCCCACGUGGGGCACACAGCGCACCACCAUGGGCAGCCCCCUGCCCCACCGCCCCCCACCAGCAGCAAGGCCAAACCCAGCGGCAUCAGCACAAUUGUGUAGACGGCCUGGGCAGGGGUCCCAGGCUCCCUGAAACAGCUGCACACCACACAGGGCACGCCCGGGGGUCGCCAGCCGCACACCAAACCCGGGGCGCUUCUGUUGUCAUCUCUCCCCUCUGCCCCUCAUGGCCCAACCGGAGCCCCAGGAGCCCACAGGGCUGGUGUUGUGUGGAACAAAGGCCCAGAUUUCAUUUAUUGUUGGCACCCUGGGCUCCGCUCACCUCAGUCUGAGGGAUGGGUGGGCCUCAGACACCAUCAGCCUUGAAACGGUGCCGCCAGCCAAGUAGAUGUUGAACUGCCUCCCCCACUCCAGCUCUCAGCUCCCUGUGCCCUAAUUUACAUGCACAUGAAAACCCAACCUAGAAAACGAAGAAAUGAGAUACAAAAACAGAGACAAAACAAACCCCAAAACUUGCUGCAUUAUUGCUCUUUUAUUGACAAUGGGCAAAAAAUUAAGUAGACCUGAUAUGGUUGAUGAAAAUACGUAAGUAAACUUUAUAUAAUAUAAAUAUAUAAAUAUAUAAAUAUAUAUAUAUAUAUACUGUAUAGGUAGUACUUGUGUGUGAAAGGCAGGCAUUUCAGUCCACAACGUUAGCAAUACCCACCUUCCAAGGAGCUCCACUUACCUAAUAGGAAGACAGUACCUUAGCUGGGUGUGUGAGACAAUAGACCAAACCCUAAAUGCUAGAAACAAAUUCAGAUACUUCAUAUUUUCAUACAAAGAAGUCCCUCUAGGACUGGCUAAAAUCUUUACACAAUCAUUACUAACUGUGCCAAGUAACAUAGCAUCUAACUGUUUAAAAAGUCCAGUAUUGCUUUGUAUAAAUCCUUAUUUUAUUAACAGAAUACUAUCAUAGUCAGUAUUAUAAUGCUGUUAUUUCAGGUAAGCAAAUAGCUAAACUGCAGUACACUCUACAGUAGCAACUCAGGACAGCUGGUUACGAGCUGGUUGUCUUAGGACAUUGGUUACACAGAUUCUUAGACACUUUAAUGGCUGCGAUAACUGUGAAUCUCCAUGAUCCAUGUUUCUUUUAUGCGCAUAUGAUUUAAUGCACACUCAUUCAGAGUCCUCCGAGAGGGGCACCCAUACACGGCAGAAGUGUUCAUCUCCAACAUGAAAGUGACCAGCUCUCAUCCUCGUCUCCCCAACACCAUAACUUCCUCAUCCCGCCUCCAACCCACACCAGGCUGAAGCCCUCAGAGAGUGUUUUCAUCAGGAACCACUCUCGAACCUGAAGGUUGACUUUAGCGUUUAGCAACCCAGGGCAGUGUGUGUGUUUCCUGUUUUGUUUUCUGAGUGGUAGCAGUGAUCAUCGUAAUUCCAUGUAGCCAUGUGCUAGCAGAACCCCUGUGUCAUCACCGUGGCCCGUGUGACCCCAGCCGACGAGUGCCCGGCGGAGCCCCCGCUGCCUUCCCAUGGUCCAGUGAGCUGCCAGGGCAUCACAUGACUCUCAGCUGUGCUCUUGUCGCUUCUGUGUUGUGGUGACACCAUGCGCUCCCCGGGGCCAGACCUGCACGCAGCGGGUCUGUGCCCAAGUCACCCACGGGCCAUACUUUGUAGUUUCAGCCUUUCGAGCCACUGCAGCCGUCAGUGCUGUGCUCCUAAGCCAUGGGACCCGAGGACUGCCCCCCGGCGCCUGCCCAGGCAGAGGCCCUUUCAGAAAGGGCGAAGCUCACGCCUGACUCUGCGGGCCGUGGGGCCGCGUGCUCAGUGGACAGCGUGGUGAGCCGUGGCCAGAUGGCAGGAGGAGAGGGGAGCCCCCCCCCUGGCUGUGUGUCACCUUGGCUGGCUGGCUGGCCAGGGUUUUGCCGAUGUCCCUCCUCACAUCCCUCCCCUCGGUCAUAUCAUUGAGAUCACCGUACCAGCAAAUCUGCAAACCAAGCACUUUGUUAAUCUCCACAGAGAGCAAAUACAGCAAUCUAGUUUAGCCUUUUUAGAAAUGUGACUUUAACCUGCCCACCUGUGUCCUCCCAUUGGCGUGGCACUUCUUUCUUUGGUGUCUGCUCAGAAAGAAACAGCAUGGGAGCAUGUGAUUGGGUCCAGGCUGGGCUGUCGGGGAAGCGCCCUGGUGUCCCCGACUCAAUUCUUGGGUCUUUUUUAAAAGCCAGGCUCCCCAAAGCACUCUUUGUCUCACAAUUUUGAGGAGGUUGUUCUGACCUGGAAGCGUUAAACUGCUGCAUGUCAUCUGGCGUCAGCUGUGAGGCUGCGCUCUGUGUAUUGUGCAUUUGCAAAAUGUAUUGGUGUGACUGUAAACACAUCGUUGAAGUAAAGCGAUCACAUAUUGAGUAUGUCAGCUUUUCUCACCCUCUUCUGUGCUGAGAGGAGAGGCUAACUGUAACCUUUAGGUUGUUCCAGAAAAGAUUCAGGCCGUUUGGCACAGAAUUGUUCUUUCUGAAGGGUAGCACCAAUGAAUAGGAACAAACAGUAAAACCCCAGGAGGGGCUUUCAGGAAACUCUCCCUCUCCAUCGCCAUCCUGCAAGCUCCACAGCCUCGGGCUGCCAACCUCUGGCACCGUCCUCGGUGUGUCCUGGAGCUGUGCUGGGCAGCAGGCCUGGGCCUUCAUAAGGAGCUGCUGGAACCCACUGAGCCCCUCCCAGGGUUUCCAGCCGCACUCAGUGUGUUCCUUCAGGCUAGUGAGGUUUCAUCCUGUUUUAUUUGCAAGCUUAUCAAAAGUUUGUGGAAGACACAUUGUUGGGUUCCAGGGGCUGGAGUCAUGCUGCCCACAUCUUGUUUGGGAAGCAAAAGCUCCCAGUGAGCUGGUAUACCCGUGUGUCUUUCAUGGGACUGUCCCUUUUAGAUCCCCACCUGUCACAGCCAUAGCUUCGGGGUCCUGUCAUCACAUCCCCCGGGAGGGGAGGCAGGAGGAGGCCAAGGGCCCUAGGAUGUCUGCCUGGUCCUUUCUCACUGUGAGGAUGCCUUUGGCACACCUUUCUCAAGUCACACAAAUUAUUGCAGUUACAUAAUUGCUGACAGGAGCAGGAGAUGCUGAGGGAAACAGCUGGCAAUGUGACAGAAGUCUUUUCUGGGACAACAAUCAAAUCAUGUAUUUGUAUUUUUUUAAGUUUACCAAUGAAUUGUACAACAAUGUAAAAAUAAAGUUCAUCCUAAUAUGAUGUGCA
Messenger RNA from Pongo pygmaeus (Bornean orangutan), 7194 nucleotides. It is a transcript of the gene IQSEC1, whose product is annotated as IQ motif and Sec7 domain ArfGEF 1. Gene Ontology annotation, biological process: actin cytoskeleton organization; regulation of ARF protein signal transduction. The record is from RefSeq and is a predicted model, not a curated record. The transcript has 14 exons. NCBI's taxonomy places the organism in Eukaryota, Metazoa, Chordata, Mammalia, Primates, Hominidae. Gene Ontology annotation, molecular function: guanyl-nucleotide exchange factor activity. The coding region runs from base 673 to 4074 and encodes 1133 amino acids.